AUGUCUCUCAGCCGCCAAUCCCUCUCGCCCACGGCAAAUCUCCUGCGAAACUCGCGCCUCUUCUCGCUGCCCAAUCCGCUGCCCAAACCACCCGUGGGCGAAUCCUUUCGCUCUGGCAUCACAAAGGCUUCCGAUACUGCCACACUGCCCUACCCCACACAGCAAGCCAUUGCGACGACCAAGAGCUCGCUAGCACGUGGCGACUGGGGACUGAAGAGGCCGCUGCCCCAACGGAGUUAUCUGGUCCAAGUCAGUGACCCGGUCUUGAGGGUGAAUCAGUUGGACACGAUUGAGCAUGUGACCGACUUCGACUCGGCAGCAGACCAUGUGCGCACUCGCCAGAAAUGGGAGGCCAUGGGAGUGCCGAUGAUGAAGGGCAUGACGCAGAUGCGAGACAAGGACCUGUCCGGGACCCCGCCCGCAGGUGCCUUUGAGAUCCGCGACGAUACCACGAGCUAUGACACUGAGCUGGGAUUGGAUGAGUCGGGUCUCUAUCUCAAAGCCCUCAAGGACAAUGUGAAGACGCAGGCAGAUGCGACGAAGAAGGCGUUCGACACCCUGUGGAUGAACAAGAGGCAGGCGCAAGAGGCAGAGUGGGAUGCCCAGGGCGCCAGCGGGGACGGCCGUGUAGAGAAGAUCAAGGCAUUCGAGCAAGAGCAAGCCCAAGCCAGGAAACAGCUCAACAAGCAGCUGACUCGACUGCGCAAAUCCGACUUUACCCCUUUCACCCCGCCUCCCGUCGACGCCGCCGUGCACAACACCAAGCGGUGGAAGCAUGACGGUCCUUGGCUUCCUGGCAUGAGCGCCGACGACUUCCUCGCCUACCUCAACAAGGAAAUCACCAAACGCAAGCCCGAAUUCCACAGGUAUCUCGUCGAGUUUGUCAAGAAUGAAAUCUACACGACCCGGCGUCUGGCCGCCUCCCAGGCUGGCGAAGCGCCUCCCAUGGACAUGGCUGAGGCCGAAGCCUGGCAUGCACGGCAAGAGAAGCAAUGGCGAAACAUUACACCUGACCAGAUUGACGCAGGUAUCAAAUCACUCCGCAAAGAGACAGCCAACAACCCCUUGGGCUCCAAACUCGUCACCAAGCUCAUCCUCCCCUUCCUCCGUCUACCAGCCAUCAAAUUCAAGUACACGUCCUACGCCGAAGACGCUUCGACGCGGGCCAUUGACCAAUAUCAAUUCGAUCAAGAAACAGCGCCCUUGUCCACGCACCCCUCCGCCGGCCUAGGCUACCUCCGCACAAGAUCCUACAUAACCAACCACCCGAUCCUAGGACCACAAGCCCAGCCCACCCCCGUCACCGCCCGCGUCAUCCAGCCCCGCACCGCGGGCACGAGCAAGCAAGUCUACGCCCGCCUUGGUGUCGGCGGCUUCGUCGCCAACGACCAGUACCGCAGCACAGACGUCAGCUCCGGCAACCGCGCCGGUGUCAACAACGCCCGCGACGUCGAAACCAUUGACAUUGACACGCCCGGCGGCAAGAAACUCACCGUCCAGCCGCUCUUUGGCUCCGUCACCAAUGACGGCCGCAUCCACAUCAAGGUCAAGCGCUCCCAAGGUCCAGAGGUCCAGGUCGCAAAGGGUGCGCUCGACGACAGGCCGCCGGUGCGCGAGUUUGCGCGUGUCGAGCGCAUCGAGCGGUUCGCGAGCGGCAAGGAGAGCGGCGUCAAAGAGUUGGACGAGUUUAGUGGGAGAGCGAAGAUGUUGAGUGGGUUUCUGGAAGGCUUGGGUGAGGGUCAAGGGAAAGGGGAGUGA
Plenodomus lingam JN3 is the source of this 1758-nucleotide messenger RNA. Its product is annotated as mitochondrial 37S ribosomal protein bS1m. Gene Ontology annotation, molecular function: structural constituent of ribosome. Gene Ontology annotation, cellular component: mitochondrial small ribosomal subunit. Lineage: Eukaryota; Fungi; Ascomycota; Dothideomycetes; Pleosporales; Leptosphaeriaceae. The record is from RefSeq and is a predicted model, not a curated record. Gene Ontology annotation, biological process: mitochondrial translational initiation.